AUGGGAGGGCUGAGAUUUAAGCACCUCUGCUGGGGGAGCUUUGUUGAGUCUGGGGGAACAUUCCAGUCAGUGUUAAUAAUCUUCCUUCUGAUUCCAUGUUCCUUGACUGCGGUGGAUUAUAGGGCAGCGCCAAUUUUGCCAAAUGAGACUUUCCUUUGGGUCUGGAAUGUCCCAACUGAAGCUUGUGUUGGAGCAUUUAAUCACUCAAUAGAUUUGAGUCUCUUCCCUUUAACCGGAAGUCCCCAAAAAAAUGCCACAGGGCAGGCUGUCACAAUAUUUUAUGCUAACUGACUUGGAAAGUAUCCAUAUAUAGAUAAGAAAUAAGCAGAACCGGGCGUGUUUGGAGGAAUACCUCAGGCGGGAAAUUUGCAAGAGCAUUUGGACAAAGUUAAGACUGACAUUGAGCAUUAUAUUCCAGUAGACCAAUUGGGCUUAGCUGUCAUUGACUGGGAAGAAUGGAGGCCUACCUGGGCACGAAACUGGACACCCAAGGAUAUUUAUAGAAACAAGUCUAUUCAGUUGGUACAGACCCAAGAUCCAGGUAUGAACAUUACACAAGCCACCAAGAAAGCCAAAGAGGAAUUUGAAAAGGCAGCAAGAAAGUUCAUGGAAGAGACAUUAAAACUGGGUAAAAGACUUAAGCCUCGAUACUUAUGGGGGUUUUAUCUUUUUCCUGAUUGGUAUAACAAUAAUUAUUUAGAGCCAGGCUAUGAUGGAAAAUGUCCUAGUAUAGAAAUAGAAAGAAAUAAUGAUCUUGACUGGAUAUGGAAAGAAAGCACUGCCCUUUACCCAUCGACCUAUCUGAGGAGUGAAUUGAAAUUAUCUCCAAAUGCAAAACUCUACAGUCGCUACCGUAUAUUGGAGGGCAUCAGGACUUCUAAAGUGCAUGGGGAAAACAAUCCACUUCCCGUCUUUCUGUAUACACACGUUGUUUUUACUAACCAAGUCUGGGAAUUCCUUUCUAUUAAUGACCUUGUGAAUACAAUUGGUGAAGCGGUUGCACUGGGGACCAGUGGAAUUGUAAUAUGGGAUUCUACAUAUAUAGCACAACGUGCACAGACAGGUUGUCCAACUCUCCAUAAAUACAUGAGGACUACCCUGAAUCCGUACAUAAUCAACGCCACCCUAGCAGCCAAAAUGUGCAGCCAAACACUUUGCAGUCAUCGAGGCAUCUGCACAAGGAAAGAUGUGAAUUCAGAUCACUAUAUUCAGUUGAAUCCAAAGAACUUAGAAAUUAAACUUUUGAAAAAUGGGAGUUUUGAAGUAGUUGGCAACCCCACGGUUGGAGACCUGAAGUACUUUUCUGAGCACUUUAAAUGCAACUGUUUUACCAACAUGGAUUGUAAAGAGAGAUCUGACAUUGAAAAUGUGGAAAAUGUUAAAGUGUGCACUGCAAAUGUUAUAGAUUAUACAACUUGUCACAAAACAUUCCUGAAACACGAUGCAAGAAGAAGAAUAGUUCGCUGUAAGGCAGUCAUCAAACUUUCGUCCCUCAGAGGCCUCAUGUCACUAUCUUUCUCACCGUUUGCACCAAAUAUUGGAGAGACCAAAGUGUGGAAGAAGAAAUAA
Molecule: messenger RNA, 1569 nt
Organism: Peromyscus californicus insignis
Lineage: Eukaryota; Metazoa; Chordata; Mammalia; Rodentia; Cricetidae
Product: hyaluronidase PH-20-like
Exons: 5
Biological process (GO): carbohydrate metabolic process; fusion of sperm to egg plasma membrane involved in single fertilization; hyaluronan catabolic process
Cellular component (GO): acrosomal vesicle
Molecular function (GO): hyalurononglucosaminidase activity
Source: RefSeq, a predicted model, not a curated record